Molecule: messenger RNA, 5356 nt
Organism: Petromyzon marinus (sea lamprey)
Lineage: Eukaryota; Metazoa; Chordata; Hyperoartia; Petromyzontiformes; Petromyzontidae
Product: lamin-B2-like
Biological process (GO): nuclear pore localization; protein localization to nuclear envelope; heterochromatin formation
Cellular component (GO): nuclear envelope; nuclear lamina
Molecular function (GO): structural constituent of cytoskeleton
Source: RefSeq, a predicted model, not a curated record
ACCAUGCGCUCUCUCUUAACCCCACCCAUCCUGGCAACACCCAGCCUCGACUGAAGAAAUCCAGAGCCCAUCCCAGUGGCUGUGAGCUGUUCGGAGCGCGCAGUCUCAUCGCGGGGUAGGAGGGGACUGGCGAGAGAGCGAGCGAGAGAGACGCAGAGAGAGAGAGAGCGAGCUACAGCAGACUCAUCGGGACAGGCACAGAGAUACAUUCGUGUCCACAGAGCCAGUGAUACACGACACAGACGGCGAGAGAGACGGCGAGACAGGGCCACGCAGAGACGCAGUGAGACAGAGCAAUGGGAAGCCCACGCCGAGGCCGCGAGGUGAGGGAGGUGAGGCAGGUUAGGGGAGAGGUGAGAUCCUCGUCUCCGCUCAGCCCCGCGCGCAUCACCCGGGCCCAGGAGAAGGAGGAACUCAGCAACCUCAACGACCGCCUGGCGGUCUACAUCGACAAGAUGCGCUCGCUGGAGGCGGAGAACUCGAUGUUGCGGAUGCGCGUGUCGGAGAGCGAGGAGGUGGUGACGAGCGAGGUGACCGGCAUCAAGGCGUCGUUUGAGCGGGAGCUCGCAGACGCGCGCCUUUGCCUCGACAACGUGGCGCACGAGAAGGCGCGCAUCGAGAUCGAGAGCGGGAAGCUCCGCUCCGACUUCAACGAGCUCUACAGCCGGAUGGCGCAGAAGGAGCGGGACCUGGCCACAGCGCUAGGGCGCAACAAAGACCUGGAGGCGCAGCUGGGCAGCAAAAGUCACGCGCUGGGCACCGCGCUGGCACAGCAGCGCAUCCUGGAGGACGAGCUGCGCUCGCUCAAGGCCAGCCUGUCCUCGCUGGAGGGGAACCUGCUGAACCUGAAGAAGCAGCUGGAGGAGGAGACACUCGCUCGAGUCACCGCCGAGAACGCCGCCCAGAGCCUCAAGGAAGAGCUCGAGUUCCGUCGGUCGAUGUUCGAAAACGAGGUGAAGGAGACGCGCAAGCGGCAUGAGUCCCGGCUGGUGGAGAUCGACGCCGGGCACCAGCAGGAAUACGAGAGCAAGCUGGCGCAGGCCCUGCAGGACCUGCGGGCCGAGCACAUGGACCAGGUGCAGCUCUACAAAAAUGAGCUCGAGAACAACUACAAGACCAAGAUGGAGAACGCGAAGAUGUCGCUGCAGCAGAACUCGACGAUGUCGGGCGUCGUGCAGGAGGAGCUCACCGAGUCUCGCAUGCGCAUCGAGACGCUCAACAACCAGCUGGGCGCCCUGCAGCGCCAGGUGGCAGGGGCGGAGGCGAAGAUCCGCGACCUGGAGGAGACGCUGCGGCGCGAGCGUGACUCGCACUGGCGCCAGCUCGCCGACAAGGACCGCGAGCUCACCGAGAUCCGGCAGGCGAUGACGGCGCAGAUCAACGAGUACGAGCAGCUGCUCGAGGUGAAGCUGGCCCUCGACAUGGAGAUCUCCGCCUACCGCAAGAUGCUCGAGGGCGAGGAGGAGAGGCUGCACCUCUCCCCGAGCCCCUCGUCCCGCGUGACGGUCACUCGCUCCUCCGAGACCGUGCGCACCUCGGGCGGCGGCGGCGGCGCCGUCUCCCGCUCCGCGUCCGGCGCCGGCUCCGCGUCCGCCGCCGGCGGAGCCGCGUCGUCGCGCUCGUCGGUCGCGUCCUCCCGCGUGGCCGUGGUUCGCGGCGGCGCCGCCGCCUCGGGCUCCAACUCGGGCGGCCUGUCGCUGUCGUCUUCGGCGGCCAAGCGCAAGCGCCUGGACGUGCAGGAGUCGGAGGCGACGAGCAGCGUGAGCGUGACGCAGCGCGCCUCCGCGUCGGGCGUCAUCGCCGUGGACGAGAUCGACGCCGGCGGCAGAUUCGUGAAGCUCAUCAACGACUCGCAGCAGGACCAAGCGGUUGGCGGGUGGACUGUGAAGCGCUCGAUCCACGGCCACGCCGACAUAGUCUACAAAUUUACGGGCCGCACAAUCGUCAAGGCCGGUGACAGCAUCACGAUCUGGGCGGGUGGCGCAGGAGUGCAGCACAACCCCCCGCGGGAUCUGCUGAUGAAGCAGCACUCGACCUGGGGCUCGGGCGACGAGGUCAGGGUCGUCGUCCUCAACGCCAACGGAGAGGAGGUCGCGAUGCGUCAGAUUCUGCGCCGGCAGGGCGCAGCUGGGGAAGACGAUGAUGAAGAUGAAGAUGUGGUAGAGGCCAACGAGGCGCUCUUCCACCAGCAGCAGGAGGGCGCCGAGCGCGGCGCCGACUCGACAGAGGAGACCAUCUCGGAGUACGAACUGCGCUCCCGCACGGUGCGGCACAACACGCCCGGCGGCGGCGGUGACGGCGGCGACGGCGGCGGCGGCAAUUCCUCGUCCCGGUCGAGCCGCGCCGGCUCCGCGACCCGCUCGCGGACCACCACCGCGAGGGCGUCGGCCGCGAGCCAGUCCGGGAGCAGGUCGGGCGUGCCCGACGAGGCCAUCCUCCGUCUCGGCAUCUACUCGGCCGGCGUGGGUUCGCCCGAGCCCCGCGGCGGGAUUCACGUGGGCGGCGAGGCGGCCGUCGGCGCCGUCCGCCUGUCGACGGGGCAGCAGGCGAGCGGCGCGAGCGUGACGAACACGACGAGCGUGACCACGCAGCGCGUCGAGACCAGCCAGGUGCCGCGCGGCAGCCUCGCCGCGUUCUUGCGCAGAUAAUGCCUUGCGGUGGCUUUUUUUAGAAGGUGGGGGCACGGGGACUCAAACUUGGCUGGGCAGGGAAGAUUGCUCCAGUAAUGGCUGUUGGAGAUUCUGGGUAACAAUAUGGGGGUGGUCAUUUGAUGUUUGAAUGAAUAGGGGGUUGUCGUAAGAUUUUGGUAAGUUUCUUUGAAUUUGGUCACGUUUGGAUGUGGGUUCCACGUCGCAGUUGUUGGUAGUUUUGUAACCGAGUGUCAACGGAGAAGCCGACGGUGCUACCGAGUGUCGAUCGGCACCCAUUCUCGGCGGCGGUGGUUGUUUCGAGGGAGAAAUAAUUAUGCGUGUAAUUCCAGGACCAUUGAUGUAGGGGCUGUAAAGGGACAUUGUGUCACCUGGCAACUUGUUCUCCGAUGGCACAAAUAUAUUCUUUGCAAAACUUUAUAUUUUUGGAGGGGGGCGGGGGUGGGGUGGCGGGAAAUGGAACGUGAAAACAACACAUUUGCUCUUAAUUUUGUGUGUCCCUCCGCUCUCCGGUUCAACACAGAUGCCUUAUUUACACGUAGCUCUACCUGAAGUUUGACGUUCUUACCUGUGCGUGUGUGUGUGUUGGGCUUUGCCGUGCAGUGUGGCAUCGCAUCUCGUGGAAACUGCAUGUUUUGUUUUUGAGGUUAUCUAAACGGUUACAUUGUGAACACAAUGCGCUUACUUUUGAGGGGAGGGGGUGGGAGAAUGUAUACGUAUUACAGCGUACACGCGGUGUGUCUGUGCGGGUGUUACAACAUUGCUUCUGGAUUCGUUCCUGAAUGAAACGGUUUUGUUCGUUGCAUUUGAUUUGUCGGCGUUGCUCUGCCCACAUUCCUGUGAUGGAUGGUGCCUUUGUUGUCAAAAUCCUCUUCCAAAUAUCUCGUAUGGCUUGGCACUUUCCAGCUUAACUCCAGCGUAUAACAAUGCAAAACACGAACCGCCAACACCUCCGUGCCUCGUUUAGAGAACUCGCUCGCUUUUACGAACUUUGUUUUGCUCGGAAACCUCUCCAUCUGCCCUCAACCCCGCCGUUGUCCUUUGUCGUCUUCCUCCAAUCCCUCAAACUCAUCUUCGCCCCCCCCCCCCUUCAUGACUCCGCCGUGGGCCAGAUUUACUCGUUGAUGAUUAUUGUCCAAUUUCAUUUUUUAUAAAUCCUUCUUUGGAGAGAGAGAGAGAUGAGUCGCCACACAGCUCCGUGUCCCCACGACUGCUUACAACCCCGAGAGAGGCGCAAAUGGGCCCCAGGCAAUGUGAUUCGGGGUUCCCACUGGUCCCCGGUUCUCUCUCAUUUUUGUCUUUCGGUAAUCAACAUGUCCUUGGUGAAGCCGUUCGUCUUCCCGGGUUGUCCGUCGCAUAGACACCAGCAGAGACGACGCUUCUACAUGGACUUAUCUUCCAUCAGUGUUGAGAUAUUUUUCCUAUGGCUUAUUGUUUUGACCGUUUUGCCAACCCGUGAAUCUCUCCCCCGGCUCGCUGCCCCUGACCGCAAUCAAAGAUUGACGAUCCCAGCGGCUCACUCGAGCGGACGGUGGCCUGCAGCGGCGUGUCUCGAAAGCAUGUUGUCACUUUGCUCGUUGUGAAUCGUGCCUCGUGGCAGGCGGCAAGCACAGGUGGUGGCUGCAGCUUCCAUCCAAAAACAACAACAAUAACAACAACCUCUCGUGUUUGGGAGCCCUGGUGGCGGAUCGCGGGCGGAUGGUGUGCUGGUUUGCGCGCGUUCGUCGCUGGAGCUGCGGUGAAGCUUCACGCUCGGAAAUAUGUAGACACGCUCGCUUUUGGGUGCUUCGGUAAGCUAUAUAAGGGUAACAUAUUUUAUCCCACUGAGAAUAAAGACAUGCGUAUAUAUAAAAUGAUGUGUUCGCUUUGCAACACGAGGCGAUGGAGGACGGCUGUGGCGGGACCCAGCCUGGCAUUACAGUUUGUGUUGACAGCUUCAGGUUUUUGUUUUUUUACCCAGGACAGUGUUGCCAGAUCGGAGGUUACUUCGCUCAGGAUACUGUAAGAUAUAUACUGUAUUGAGGAAACUUAUCAUUGGCAAGAAGUCCUAUUUCGUUUUCAAGGUUCCAGCAUUGAGGGUUUAUUUUUACCCCCCCCCCCCCUUCCCUUAGCCAGCAACAAUGCUCGCAAACGUGCCUUGUUUGGUUGAUUGGAGAAUCAUUGUUAUUUUAUGUGUCUCUUGAAAAUGGAGAUGACUCGCACAUCUUAUUUUCCUGGCACAAUCUGGAGGUUUUGUAUCCGUAGGGUCGCGAUUCGAGAGAAAUCUUUUCUCAACGCUUUGAGAACAACGCGAAUGAUGGCCUCCUCUGAAAAUGCCACAGAUCCUCAAACCAAACAAUUUGCAGAUCACAAUGUUGACCCGAGUGGGGGCCUCCUCUUCUCAGUCCCCUUGAUGGUAACCGACCAUGACCCCUUCAGGAUUUAUGGAAUCCCCCCCCCCCUCUCUCACAUCAUGCGCCCCAUUUUGAGUACAACAGGCCACGAAGGGUUUUAUUCUUUGUAUCUGGCAACACUGGAACGGGGCUUGCGUCCUGAGGUGGAGGCGUUUGCCUCACGACUUCCAUUCCAAAAGCGUGGCUGAUUGUCGCCGUGGGACCACGUUCUCCGCACGCCGCCUCCCUCCGCUUGCUCGAUAUUAUCCGCUUUUCGCUAGGCGCUACAACAAUGUUUUUCUUUUUCUGGCAAUUAAAAAUCUUUGUUAACACCAA